Closterium sp. Yama58-4 is the source of this 1041-nucleotide messenger RNA. The record is from the annotation of a GenBank genome assembly. Lineage: Eukaryota; Viridiplantae; Streptophyta; Zygnematophyceae; Desmidiales; Closteriaceae.
AUGGCUUCCUUACCUCCCGCGGAGGACUCGCCUGAGACCGUCCCGGAGAAGCCUCCCGAUCGUAGGGUUAGCGGCCUAGACUUCCUUCGACCUUGCUUAGUUCCAGUCACACCAGAGCCUCUUGUUACCGCUGCUGUUGUUAAUACCGACGCUGACCCAUCGUCCAGCAAGGAGCCGCAACCGGAACCCAAUCCCGCGCCUCCUCCAGCGCCGUUUUCUCUCCCUCCCACCAUCGCGUCGUCAAGCAAGGGACCGUCACCGCCGGCCAAUCCCGCGCCUUCCCCAGCGCCCUUCACUCUCCCUCCCGCCAUCGCGUCGUCCAGCAAGGGGCCGCAACCGCCGCCCAAUCCCCCGUGUGCUCCAGCGCCGUUCAUUCUCUCACCCGCCAUCGCGUCGUCCAGCAAGCGCCUCCCUCUGCAGUUGGUAGCAGCGGCUGCAACGAUGUCGCUCCCGCGUCCGAGGGUCGUCGAUGUUACCGAGGUGGCAAAGACCGUCGAGUCCAUCACGGGCGACCUCGAGCACAGGUACCUUGACAAGACGGCGGACUUUGGUGGGUAUGGCAACGCUUGGCUCACGAAAUUCCUGCAGCUGUAUGGGAAGAAGUCGGGCCAGACGGUCAAAGUGCGGGGCGCGGAUUCGGAGGGCCGCCCGGUCAACCACUCGUACAUCCUGCACGAGAGGAAGCUGAAGGACCACAAGUACAAGAGCGGCUACAAGGCGUGCGUGAAGCUGUGCCGCAAGUUCGCAAAGGACGUCGUCGACCGUCUCCUGUUUCGCCUGGACGACCUGCGAGGGAUGGGUCCAACUAAGCUGUUUCGCGCGUCAAAGUGGCCGGAAAGCAAGCACGCGCGAGAUCGCAAGUGCCAGGACUGGCUGACAGGCUGCAGCGCCCUGUUCAAGAACAAGCUCCCUGGGUUUGAUCUCAAGAAAGCCUCGCAAGAGCUGGCGACCUGGUGCCCAAUCAUGGAGGCGCACCACGAGGACGAGUCAUUUGCGCAGGGACUGGCGAACUUCAUGGGGAGCAGCGAUGCCAACAGGUAG